Drosophila hydei is the source of this 1075-nucleotide messenger RNA. RefSeq lists its product as uncharacterized. The transcript has 2 exons. The coding region runs from base 478 to 957 and encodes 159 amino acids. NCBI's taxonomy places the organism in Eukaryota, Metazoa, Arthropoda, Insecta, Diptera, Drosophilidae. Gene Ontology annotation, molecular function: protein binding. The record is from RefSeq and is a predicted model, not a curated record.
UUUUCGAGACUAACACUAAUUUUUUGUCAUACAAAUAUAUUGCUUAUGAAAAUAUAAUUAUUUGAGAUGAAUAUAUGUAAAAGUACUUAUUACUUAUAAAUUAAAUAUACAAAACGAGAUUCGCAAGAAGCUGGCGAGCAGGCUGCAGCAGGCGCGAGCUGCAGCGGCAGUGGGCGUCGGCGCAGAGGGGGGAACAGCUGCAGCCACUGCCAUGAGCAGCUCAGCAAGUGGAGACGCUUUGAAGUGCACCUACUCGGAGACCAGUUUGGUUGCGGUCUCGGAAGGCAUCGCAAGCGUCGCGAGCUGGAGCGGAAUCGUGUGCAGCGCUUCGGCUACGAGAUUCACAACGUGGAUGAGUUUCUGUCACGCUGCUCGCUGUCUGCACCCGGCAACAUACCCGUGGUCCUUGCCACGGCCAGCACACUCUAUCAGACGCGACCCGGGGGCUAUCAGCUGGAGAUCCCCUUGCCCCUGGGCAUGGUCGUCAAUGCAGUAUUUAAGAACCAGAACUGGCUCUACGUGCAGACGCCGCACGCCGAGGAGGGCUAUGUGGGCUAUGCCUGUUGCCUGCCCUUAGGCAUUUUGCCCACGGGCAAGACGACGCCGUGCAAGCAGCAGAGGCAGCCGCCGCUUUCGCAGCCUGUGCGACGUCUGUCGAACGUAUCGUACAUAACCAAUGGCCAUAAUGGCCAACAUCUUCAUCCAAAGAGCAUUCCACAGCAGCAGCAGCAGCAGCUGAGUGUGCUGCGACGUCAACAGCAGAAUGGACUGCGCCAAACUCUAGUCGCCAUCAAUGCGGACUACAUCACGGAGAGCAUUGUCGUCCACAAGGGCGAGAUUGUGACGCUCUGCGAGUGCCGCGAGUCCAAGGAUCAGCGCCAAUGGUUCUAUGUGAAGACGCGAGACGGACGCGAAGGCUUCAUACCAGCCGAGGUGGCCGGCCAUGGUUAUCUGUAGACUGAAGCUGCCCUCGCUCCUCCUGAAAUGACCUUGCUAAACUAGACAAGUCUGACGUAAAGCCUGAUCCAGUUAGCAAGAUGUUCAAGACAUUACGAGGUUAUAUAUAUAUAUAUAU